Acanthochromis polyacanthus (spiny chromis) is the source of this 689-nucleotide messenger RNA. RefSeq names its product trafficking protein particle complex subunit 1. Lineage: Eukaryota; Metazoa; Chordata; Actinopteri; Pomacentridae. Bases 88 to 525 code for a protein of 145 amino acids. The transcript is spliced from 5 exons. Gene Ontology annotation, cellular component: TRAPP complex. The record is from RefSeq and is a predicted model, not a curated record. Gene Ontology annotation, biological process: endoplasmic reticulum to Golgi vesicle-mediated transport.
ACUUUCUAAAACUCCGUAAAGCAGUUUUGGUCAGGCAUGUAGGCGGACAGUUCUGCAGCGGGGUCCUUGGAGGAACAGGAAGAGAAGAUGACAGUUCAUAACUUGUACAUCUUUGACCGUAAUGGAAACUGUUUGUAUUAUAAUGAAUGGAACCGCAAGAAGCAGGCGGGGAUCUCCAAGGACGAGGAGUAUAAACUGAUGUAUGGGAUGCUGUUCUCCAUCCGCUCCUUCGUCAGCAAGAUGUCUCCUCUGGACAUGAAGGAGGGCUUUCUGUCCUUCCAGACCAGCAGGUAUCGUCUCCACUACUAUGAGACUCCCAGUGGACUGAAGUUUGUCAUGAACACGGAUCUGUCAGUGAGCAACGCUAGAGAGACGCUGCAGCACAUCUACAGCAAUCUGUACGUGGAGCUGAUUGUGAAGAAUCCAGUUUGUUCUUCGUCUCCCAGUCUGGACAGUGAACUGUUCAGCAGCCGACUGGACGCCUUCAUCAGAGCUCUGCCUUACUACAGCCCCAGAGCAGCCUGAUGGCAGCAACGCAGGACGUGUUGGAGUACACGCAGUACAUAGAACACACAGUACAUAGAACACAGAGUACUUGUCCACACAGUGACACAGUUUUGUUGUAUUUAUUGUGAGCUUGAAUGUGAUGUUUUCUAUGUAAAGCAGAAUGAAACUAAUGUGAAAAAUGA